Pieris brassicae (large cabbage white) is the source of this 1400-nucleotide messenger RNA. It is a transcript of the gene sturkopf, whose product is annotated as lipid droplet-associated hydrolase. NCBI's taxonomy places the organism in Eukaryota, Metazoa, Arthropoda, Insecta, Lepidoptera, Pieridae. Bases 356 to 1324 code for a protein of 322 amino acids. The record is from RefSeq and is a predicted model, not a curated record. The transcript is spliced from 2 exons. Gene Ontology annotation, biological process: lipid storage. Gene Ontology annotation, molecular function: lipase activity. Gene Ontology annotation, cellular component: lipid droplet.
UCAAUAUAUUUUUGAUGCAAAUUACUUCUCAAACCGAGUGUACAAAAAAAAGGGGGAAUUUUAAUCGAUAUUAAACAGUUUUUGAAGUUUGACUUGUUUGAUGAGGGGCAAUAUAUGUAUGAUAUGGCAGUUGGCAUCACUCAAUCACUCAUCACUGUAAUUUAUUCGUUCGGUCUUGCGAUUUCAAUUUCUAAUACGUUUCAGUUUAUACGAAGUAGGAGGUCACGAUUGUUGGUACAAAUUAACCGAUUUAAUUUAUGUUGCUGAACUUAUCAGCAUCUCAACUGGGUUAUUUUAAGAAAGCUCAUGGUAGGCCCCCUGUUAACUGAACCACACUUAAAAUUUCUACUGAGCCAUGAAGAACGAGACUAUGAAGACAGUAUUGAAAACUUUAAAUGGAGUCCAAAGUAGCUUAUUACUUUGGGGUGACCCCUUUAAUAAGGAUGUAAAUGAAUGUAUUAUUUGUGUAACUGGUAAUCCUGGGUUAGUCGAUUUUUACUCUGAAUUUGGUCAGGAACUGCAUAAUGAACUAACAAUGCCAGUUUGUGUAAUCGGACAAGCAGGUCAUGAAGAGAUAUCAGUUAAAACAACAUCUGAAAAUUUAACAAGUGACAGCAAUUCUUUUAUUCUGAAUGGUCAAAUUGCCCAUAAACAUGACCUCAUAUCAAACUACAUAAGUAAACAGAGCAAAUUGCAUUUAAUUGGACAUUCCAUUGGUGGCUGGCAGAUAAUAGAGUUAAUAGACAGAAAUCCUGAACUAGUAUCAAGGAUAUCGUCAGUUAACUUACUAUUUCCUACCAUACAAAAAAUGGCAGAAAGUCCAAAUGGAAGAUUCCUUAAUUUGUUCUUAAGAAGAAUACAUUGGCUGCUCUUAAUAUUUCUUAAGCUGUUAAGAAUACUUCCAUAUUGGAUAAAUAGUUACUUGAUAUAUUUAUACUUGUCAUGGCAUUCCUUACCAUCCCACUACUAUGAACGAAUAGCUAAAGUCAUAGAUCCAAAUGUUAUGGAAAAAGUUUUAAUUUUAGCUUUUGAUGAAAUGGAUACUGUAACAAAUCUAAAUAAAGAUGCAAUUAAAAACAUAAAACAUUUAACUAAUGUUAUAUACAGUAAAACAGAUAAUUGGGCUCCUUUAGCAUACAUAGAUGAUUUAAAAAUUUAUGAGCCACAAAUAUGUUUAGUUGAAAUGGAAGUCAGUCAUGCAUUUGUUUUGAAAUCCUCAAAGCUUGUUGCUGAGAAGGCUGCAAGAUUUAUCAAAGAUAAACGUAAAUCAAAUCUACGUAAUGGUGACAAAAUGUUGAAUCAAGAUUGUGAAAAAUCAAAGUAGAAUUGUAAAAGAUUAUAGCCAUUUUAAUGAAUUGUAUUUAUCACACUAAUCAAAAUUAUAUUUCAAACCAGUUUUA